AUGGAGAUAGAUGUUCUAAUAUAUGGUAGCCCCAACCAAGCCAUCCCAGGCCGAGUGAGCGGUGAAGCUAGAAUCAUUCGUCUCGCUGCACACAGAUUAUUCGCAGCUCGCUGCAGUAACAGGGAAAAGAAGCAUCAAUUCGUGGUUGCCUUUAAGGCAAAGGGUACAAAUCCUUAUAAAAUUGUGCACGCAUUUUUUGUGUCGUGCACUUCAUUUGAAGCAAGAAGAUACAAGGCUACAUCAUGUCUGUGUUUCACUUGUGGUCAGCCUGGACCACGCAUGCAUUCCUGUCUACACUGCAUAUUCUUUGCAUGUUAUGCUGGUCAUAUGCAAGACCAUUCAAAAUUAAAAAAACACUUUCUCUAUGUGGACCUGAGCUUUGGAAAUAUAUUUUGUGUACAAUGCCAGGAUUAUAUUUACGAUAGAGAAAUCACCGAGAUUGCUAUGGCACAUAGAAUAAAAGAAGCGAAGUCUCUCGGAAUAAAUGUGCCAUUUACACCAUGGUUACCCAACAAUAAUGAGGCAAUGGCUCUACGUCGCCUUCGUAAGAGGCGCCUCAUCAGUCCACAUACAACCAUUGGACUGCGGGGUCUACAAAAUCUAGGAUCCACAUGCUUCAUGAACUGCAUAGUUCAGGCGCUAAUUCAUACGCCGCUGCUACGCGACUACUUCUUGGCCGAGAAACACAAGUGCAAAGUCGCAGGGGACCGGGAAAUGCCUCGUUUGCGAGGUUUCCAAACUGAGUUCUACUCUGGCGCCAAGACCCCACUGACCCUGCACCGGCUGCUGCACCUGAUCUGGACGCACGCGCGCCACCUGGCGGGCUACGAGCAGCAGGACGCGCACGAGUUCUUCAUCGCGACCCUGGACGUCCUGCACAGGCACUGCAUGAACGGCGUCGAGGACACGGAGAAGAAGGAGAACGGGCGCUGCAACUGCAUCAUCGACCAGAUCUUCACGGGGGGGCUGCAGAGCGACGUGGUGUGCACCUCGUGCUCGGGCGUCUCCACCACCAUCGACCCGUUCUGGGACAUCAGCCUGGACGUGGCCGGCCCCGGGUCGCUGCAGGCCUGCCUCGAGCGGUUCACGCGCGCGGAGCACCUCGGCUCCGGCGCGAAGAUCAAGUGCUCCAACUGCCGCGCGUACCGCGAGUCCACCAAGCAGCUGACCCUCGAGACGCUGCCGAUAGUGGCCAGCUUCCACCUGAAGCGGUUCGAGCACUCGUCCCAGAUCGACCGCAAGAUAUCGGCGUUCGUCUCGUUCCCCGCCGAGCUGGACAUGACGCCGUUCAUGUCGCCCCACCGGCGGCCCGACAAGGGCGCGGACAACAACAACACGGCGCCCGGCGGCCUCUUCCAGGACAACAGAUACUCGCUGUUCGCGGUGGUGAACCAUUUGGGCUCGCUGGACGCGGGCCACUACACCGCCUACGUGCGCCAGAUGAAGGGCAGCUGGUUCAAGUGCGACGACCACAUGAUUACCAGGGCCUCGCUGCGCGAAGUGCUCGACAGCGAGGGAUACCUCCUGUUCUACCACAAGACUGUUAUGGAAUACGAAUGCGACGGC
Messenger RNA from Iphiclides podalirius (scarce swallowtail), 1566 nucleotides. The record is from the annotation of a GenBank genome assembly. NCBI's taxonomy places the organism in Eukaryota, Metazoa, Arthropoda, Insecta, Lepidoptera, Papilionidae.